Messenger RNA from Fusarium redolens, 1131 nucleotides. RefSeq lists its product as uncharacterized. Lineage: Eukaryota; Fungi; Ascomycota; Sordariomycetes; Hypocreales; Nectriaceae. The record is from RefSeq and is a predicted model, not a curated record. The transcript has a single exon. The coding region runs from base 346 to 948 and encodes 200 amino acids.
CAAAACACGCCUUUACGAUUCUCAGCCAACUAUAUGAACAAUCUGCUCAUCUUUUACCCAAUCAGGGACUCCUUGACCAUACUUCGACGACCCACGGGUUCCUGGAAACACGAGAGGUCGCUUUUUGUGUCUCCUGCAUGCAGGCUUCCUUUCGGCACCCAGCGAGAAGAGUGAGGCUGUCGGGUGAGGAAAUGCGUUAGGAUAAUCUGCGAACCUCGAGUUUGCGGCCCGGCGCAACUGUCUUUUGCUUGGAGGGAUAUCCCUGGAUUAUAUCUCUUCAACGUACCCGUGUUCUUGUGCCUUUAUUUCCGUUCUGGAGUGCUAAGCGACCGCCGCAUCACGAAUAUGGUGAACAACAUACACACUGCGCAUGAGCCCCAACCCUCAACUCCUGCAUCGAAGGCCAUUGGGUCAUUGCCUGGGCGAUCUCGGUGGUCGGAAUGGGCUCUCCACAACUCGGGACUGUACUACUAUCGAGCUCGAUAUAUCUCAUUUGAGGACAUCUCAUCAAUACCGCCAACUGGAAGAAAUUCGAUUGUGCCGAAUGUUCAAGGCGGAUACAUUCAUUACCAAUCCAUGGGUGUCAAUGAGGCGACCAGCCAAGGAUCCAGUCAAGCUCCGGAGUUGUCAACAUGCUCUACCGUGACGACACCAACAACCAGUGAUCCUCCAAUCUCUACACAAGAAGUAUGCGGCCAGCAGAAUGAUCAACUCGUUGUUUCAACAAAGACAACCGAGGAUAGCAUGUUGAUGAGUGGAGCGCUGCAACCAGAAGGAGACACUACAGAAACUGUCGUAGUGAUAUCGAGCUCCAAUGCACUGAAGCGGAAAUCAACUACAUCGAAAAAACAGAAGGAGAAGAAGAAACAUGGGAAGAAGUUGGAUGUUGAUAAGAGAAAGCAAGUCAGCAAUAAGGCGAAAGUGAACAAGUGGUUAGACACUCUAUAAUUCCGUGUGGCAUUCCCAGAUUAUUUGGAUGGUAUUUUCAGGUUUAUGGCGUCAAUUAAGGGAAUAGUAUGUUUCAACAUCAUGUCGAUUCUUAAUUGUUUGGAUGAAGCACAUGAUACUCUCCGAAACUGUGAAAUACAUGCACUGUGCAUUCUCCGCCGUACUGAGAUAUUUUACACAGUG